AUGCACAAAUUCGUGCUAUUGCUGCUUUUUGUGUCUUUGGGUGCUUCUUCCUGUUCUAGCUUCAUCGCAUACAUGGAUUCGUCAAUGUGCGUAAACCUACAAUGCGAAUGGCGUGGCGCAGGAAAGAACUGCAAAUCUGUGAUAAGCGUUUAUGAUGCCUACAGCCGCCAAGCACUCCAAAAGAACAACAGCUGUCCAACGGCUUGGGAAUUUCUUAACAAGGAUGAGACGGAUGCCGACCUGCUCUUACGUUUACAGCGCCGGUAUCCUGUGAAUACGUUCACGGUCGUGAAAGAUCUGACACUAGAGGAUGGAUGUCAGGAGAAGCGGCUGUGCUGCAACGCCGAUCGGAUGUAUGCGAACGCAGACCAUGACGAGUGGCGCGGCCGUCUUCUUAAUCCGAUCUCUAGAAGGAGGCCGAGGACCCGAUGC
Messenger RNA from Mesorhabditis spiculigera, 432 nucleotides. Lineage: Eukaryota; Metazoa; Nematoda; Chromadorea; Rhabditida; Rhabditidae. The record is from the annotation of a GenBank genome assembly.